Molecule: messenger RNA, 1744 nt
Organism: Pseudo-nitzschia multistriata
Lineage: Eukaryota; Bacillariophyta; Bacillariophyceae; Bacillariales; Bacillariaceae
Source: the annotation of a GenBank genome assembly
ACKGUAGGAAGAGGAUACGGAAUAAAUCAUGGAAAAUGGGAGGCUYGUUGCAUGAUACACAGCGUCAACAUCUAAAUAUGGAAAUGACAGGGAUCGCCUUCGGUACCGACGAAACCGAAACAAGGCUUAUCACCGAAGAUUCUAUUACCAUGGCGGAUGUGGUUUCUUUCGCAACGAUGGAACUCCAGCAAAAGGAACAAGAAUUGCUCGUCAGCGACUACUUCGGUGAUCCGGAGCAGAAAAAGACGCACUUCAACCGUUUUGAAGACCACAACAAUGCCCGGAUUGCCGAGUCGGAAAAGGUUGGCCUUGACCGGCUCGUAAUGGAGGGAAACGAAGUCACACAAUUCAUGAGAACAGCUGGCAGUAGCAUCGACGAAUCUGAUAUCAUAUCUUGGAACCAUUUGAAAGCAUUGCUCGAUCGGGGCUUGUCCCCRGAACACGACGGAAGUGUUGCAGAAGCAGACAGCGACGAAAUAUACCGCCUKUACCGCCUUAUGGAGGAUUCCGGUGGAUACCUUGUCGUUAGGGUAGAAAACGACGACGCAGCGAUAGUUCGAGACCUAUGGUCGACCAUGGAAAAGUAUUUUGCCCUGCCCGAAAGCGUCGAACAGACAGAUCUUCAGGUGCUURAAAAGAAGGACGGAUCCCACGAUCCGAAAGCAGGUUACAUAUUCUGCCAAACCUACAUGAAUGCCAACGGCCAAGUCCUGCCGGAAACCAUCCAGAAUGCUCUGGGUGGAACUCGCGAGUCCCACAACGGCAUUGUGGGUUCCCUCACACUCUUUGCAAACAUUUGCAAGACGGUGGGAACCAUUGCGGCGGCGGGAGCCCUCGAGAAGGACUUGGCCCUAAUGAGCAAGGUUGUCACUUCUAUGCUCGACGAAAAGAGCGGACAUCCCUUUGUCAAUGUCGACCACCGAUUGUCGCAAUACCGAACUGGACCGGAGGAUAUCGAGCAACAAACGGCCAAGGAAUCCCUCAUUAGCCACACCGACUGGACCUUUACCACUUGCAUCCCGCUCAGCGCCGUGCCGGGGCUGCAGCUGUGGRAGCCAYRUUCCAAGGAAUGGGUGGUUCCAGAGGAACUCCUCGCAGAAGAACGUACGAACUACGUUGUGGUCAUGUCUGGAAAGUGGAUGGAGCUGCUGACGCACCAAAAACUUAAAAGCUGCGUCCACCGUGUGGUGACGAAUCCCUCACAGGAUUCGACGGCCCGGCUGAGCGCCCCCUUUUUUUGUCGAACCAAGAAGUAUCUUUUCGACACUGUGCAGGAUCGGUUCCACACUCGUCCCACAUCGCUCUCACAGGAAGCGGCCAUCGACGAGAUGGGUCGGGGCUUCUUCGGGGACCUGGUCCGCUUCAUCGAGGGGAGCCGCGAUCCGGCGAUCCCGGGCUGCGUCGUGGAUAUAUGCAUGGACAAGGGAGAUAGCAUUCCAGAGUGCCGAUCUAUAGAGGAAGUCUUGGGGUAGGAUUGCACUGCAAGAUGGGCUGCCGUAUUGUAGUCGUGUCAACAAUCGGAAUGCAAUACAAGGAUGACGUCCUUACGCGUAGGGAAGCAUUUCAGUGGAGGGAACUACAGCAAAACUACUCGAGUUUUAUCCAAUUGGAAGUCAGGAUGCCGAUGGAAAACYAACCUCGAAUGUGUUUUGGAGUUUUGAAUAGAACUGAACCAUAGAAAAUAUCUUGCGGACGAAUUGCGUGGCAACAACGCUAAUAGUUGUAAUAGAUAAAUUGAAUAUCA